CCAUCUUCAUCAUCACUCAGAAUUUUGCAGUUUCUUCUAACCCAUGAAUUUGCGGUUGUUAAUUUGAUAAUUCCAAGCACAUUUUCAUGAAAUAAAAAGGAAUUUGCUGGAAGCACACGCAUCAUCUCUUUUAAAACGAAUUUCGGCCUGCUCAAGCAGCUAACCAAAUGCUUCAGAAACUGCAAAAAGUUCUGGUCUUUGAUCAUUGUGUGAUGGUAUGUAUUUCUUCAUGGCCAAUUAAGUCCUUUUAUGCCUAGUAAAUUCUACCCUUUGUUGCAUGUGAACUGUUGAUGAGCCAUCGCAAUGGAAGUCUUGUGCCAUCGUGCUCCUCGUUGCUCAUUCAAGGCAAUGCAAGUCUUUGGCUCUCUGAGUCAUGGUCAGGACUUUUCACGCGGCACAACCUGUUGGAAUAUGGUACUUCAUCCUUUGCUCGCUCAUUACCCACAACCCGUUCCCCACCAUUCGUUUGCUUCAAGCCACCAGUUAGUCUCAGCCAGCUCCUUCUUGCCCCCACUCUAUUAAACGAGUGAAGUCGGCGUGGACCCAGCCUUAUCUUUAAACCCACAAAAAUCUUGGGUUCUUAUUGGCCCUACCUAUCCAUUUAGAAUGAAGAAAACACAAACCAAAAGACCCUUUUUCACAACCAAGCUGAGAAAAUUGAAAUUACCAGAUUUCUAGAGAGAUGGGAUCAAUGUCUUCUCCUCUGACUAUCAUUUCUGCAGAGCCACUGAAGCAACCGGUUGCGGUCGGCCGCAGCAGCCCCUCUCUCUUGACAACACAGGCAGGGUCAAAAUCUCUGUUGUGGAAGUCUAGGAUUGAGAAGAAGAGAGCAUUGACUGUGGUUGCUGCCAUUGGAGAUGUAUCUGCUGAUGGCACCCCCUACCUGAUAGCUGGAGCUGCUGCAGUGGCUCUGCUUGGAACUGCCUUCCCAAUUAUCUUCUCCCGCAAGGACCUGUGUCCCGAAUGCGAUGGGGCGGGUUUCGUUCGGAAGUCAGGGGUGACCCUGAGAGCUAAUGCGGCACGGAAGGACGAGGCUCAGAUUGUCUGUGCUCGGUGCAAUGGCCUUGGCAAGCUCAACCAAAUCGCCAAAAGAUAGAUCCCUCGUUUUCUUUGUCUGUUUUGUAACUUUGAUCUCGCUCUGGUGCUGUCAAAGCUUAUAAAGAGCGUUUCUCUUUUAACACUGUCACAUGAAAGAAUAAACCUUUUCUUUAGUUAUCA
Prunus dulcis (almond) is the source of this 1218-nucleotide messenger RNA. RefSeq lists its product as uncharacterized. Gene Ontology annotation, cellular component: chloroplast thylakoid membrane. The transcript is spliced from 2 exons. The record is from RefSeq and is a predicted model, not a curated record. NCBI's taxonomy places the organism in Eukaryota, Viridiplantae, Streptophyta, Magnoliopsida, Rosales, Rosaceae. Bases 683 to 1096 code for a protein of 137 amino acids.